AUGGCUAUAAUCGGAGCAAAAAAACAGCAUAAGAACAAUAAAUCCACUGAAAAGGAAGGCAUCGAAGUGGAUCUCAUUAAGAAGGAUCCGGAAGAGUUGAAAACAAUCAAGAUGUUGAAGUGGACCGUUACGAAACGUCCGGAAGGAGGUACAGCGGCCGCUAUUCAACGACACCAGCAGCAGCAGCGACAAAAUGUUCAAGCACGCCGGUCACUGGGAGCAUUGAACGAGAGAAUCGUCCCGAGUGACGCAAUUACGACGGUGAAUAAAAUUAAGGCCAGACGUUCGCUGGGAGCCACUAUGUUGCGGCAUGCCCACGUGGAUAAAGAGAACCAAUGCGUCACUUCUACGCCACAUCACGUGUCCGGCGGUAAAUCAUCCAGUUCACCGUAUUCGAUGGCCCUGCGAGAUGUAAGCAACAUUACCCCCAACACGACACCUCGCCGGCUUUCAUCGACGUCGCAAGGUCGCAAACGGCCUCUCGUCCCGUCGCCAACCACAGUCACUUCCACGGCCAAAAAGGAGCGUGCGAUUCAAUACGCUACGACUCUUCCGACGUUCGAUAUUGAAUAUUCACCGUGUGGCGUGAAAAAUGUACCGUUUCUCGCUUUGCGUGGCUUAGGCCUUGCUGAUUCCUACUUUGAAAACCCUGGAAGGUACUUUCAUGACGAUCAACCACCCGCAGCCAAGCGUGCUAAGCCAUUCGCUACACCUGCUCCCGUUGUUGGUAAACCCGAGCCGGCAUUAACUCCUUUGUCGUCACGCCUUUCAGAGCUGCGGUUCAGUAAAAUCAAUUUCAAGCGCCAUGGUUCCGAUUCCAGUGCUGCCAACAACAAUAACCAAAUUUUCAACGACGAAGAGCCAUCGCUUAAUUCGUCCGAAAUGGGUGAUAUUACACUAGAUAAGAUGAUCGAUGCAAUUCUAGAGAGUGCAAAAAAGGACAAAGUUCCUAAGCGAAGUUCCAGUGUCAAGUCCAAGCAAGCAAAAAUUCCGUCUCCCACCUACACGCCGGCUGAUGACCCGGCUUCAGACCUGUACAAGGACACACUUCUCGAUCAGCUACCCCCAAAGCUAAUCGAACAGGCCGAAACCACGAUCAUCCUGGAGGAGACCGCAAACGUUAACGAACGAGAAGUGAAAACCCCGGAGUCAGCCAAAACUGGAAAGUCACUAAGGCAAUCGCUUAGCCGCUUUGUUUUAGCAAGCCCUCUUGAUGCCUGUCACUUGAGGCGACAGAAAGCGGUUCGCCGAAAAAAUAAACAGGACGCUCUGGAGAAGGAACCUUCAGAAAAGAAACCCUGUAGAAUCGGUCUUACACUGCCGAACGGUAUUCCCAGCCCAGAAACCCCUAAAACCGUAAGCCAAAGCCAAUCAAAACUGGAACAAUUGGCCGAAAUGCAAACUCCUACGGAGGAUGUUACGACAGUUGAUCUGGACAGCCAAUAUCCAAAAUCAACGGCUCUUCUCGGCACUAUUGACGAAAUGACGCCAAGUAUUCGUUCGAUCGAUUUACAAGGCACUUCUACACCAACUGGAAUGGAGCUGGUAUCGCUUGAGAAAACUCGAAAAUGUUUAGCCUUUUCACCUUCCCCGAGUGAAGACUCGCUGGAGAAACGACGAUCCGUAGCAUCAUCGACCACCUCGCGCUGCUCGCGAGUCACCGCCGUGAAGGGUGCACUGGAGUUGAACAUUCAGCUGGAACAGGACAAUAAAUUACAUGUUCACGUCAUUAGCGGUAAAGAUCUUCAACGGCCUAAUGGGAAUACAAUAAACGCUUACGUCAAGGUGGCCGUUACGAACUGUGCCAAUCUGGUCGAGCAGGGUUUCCAGAGGACAGCAGUGCAGCGGAAUUCCAGCAAGCCAGUGUUCGAUCAUCGAUUUGUGUUUGAACUGGGUUCGACUGCGGAGGAGGAAAACAAUCGCCGAAUUCAGCUCGCUGUGUGGCAUCGGGACAGGGAGUGCAAACGCAGCGAAUUUUUAGGAUGUAUGUCAUUCCCACUUAAAAAUGCAAUCCAACAGGAAAUUAAUGGCUGUUACAAGCUUCAACCGCAGUCGUGUUUGACGAAUCCUACGCCGCCCAUUCCAGACAUGUGUGAGAACUCGCAGUCUAGCGUUGACGAAAUUGUCAGCGUCGAGGACGGCGGCGGUCCGACUGUGACCUCGGGUGGACCAAUGGUGAUGAUGGCGGGGUCUGCGGCUGGCCCAACCGAACCAAUCAGCUUGAGCAAGAAGGCACUGCAUCAGCGCGAUGCGGAUGAGAAUCUGUUUCUGCGAUUUCUGGAGUUGGACCCUCCACUCGAGUCCGGCGGAGUGCCUGCCACCCCACGACGUAGCUCAGUUUGUUCCAAUAAGCCGAAUGCUGGUCGGACGCCAUUCACGAUAACCAAACGGUUAACACGGAUGGCCGAAAAGGGAUUCGGCUUUUCGAUAGUCUGGACGCAUCCCCCUCGGGUGGAAAAAGUUGAAGCGGGAUUAUCCGCGGAAAAGGCCGGUAUUCUACCGGGCGAUUAUGUAGUCUUCGUAGAUAAGCAUAAUGUCGUUACAAUGCCUGAACUGGAUGUGCUAAACUUGAUUAAAACCCAAGGAAACACUCUGCUGCUGGAAAUCUUCCGUCGACCUCAACGGCCUACCAACGGACUUCGUUCAGGAAGUGCAGUAACAGCUUCCAGUAGCAAUCUGAUCAAUUUUGCACCUUUCAACGCCCAGGUUCAGCUUCAUCAGCAUCACCUACAUGAUGAUGAAUCGACUUUAAAACCUUCGAUCAUCCCAGCUCGCUCCUCUACGGCUUGUUCUAACAUUUCGAUUGAAACCGCCAAGCGGAAACUCAAUCUACCCCAAGUGACGUUCAGCAAAGAGUCGAUUUUACAGCAACUCCCAGACGACCAUCGGAGGAAGUUCCUGUAUCAGUUGAUUAGCAGAGAGCAGCACUUUGUGACGGCAAUCAACUUUGGUAUCGAGCGAUUUGUGAAUCCUUUAAGAGAACGAAAAGACCUCAUCUCACCGAACGAUCAUAAAACACUUUUUCAAAAUAUUGACGAGCUAUCACGAAUAUCGGAGGACAUCCUCGAGCAAAUCAUUCAAGAUGAAACCGAACCACAAAUCCACUUUGCUUCCCGCGUCUAUCUGUCCAAAUGUACGGCGUUAUGUGCGGCCUACAAGAAGUACUGCAAUGGCCUGAAAAAAGCAGAUUGCGUCCUGGUCAACAAAUCAAGAAAUUCAAGCUGUGAUUUUAUGCGUUUUAUUACGGAGCCACCGGUGCCACGGAAACGUCCAGACUUAACCACUUUCAUACAUCGACCGUUGCAACAUUUUAGGGAAAUUUUAAAGCUAGUCCAAAUGAUCGCAUCCCAUUGUCGAGUAGAUAGUGAAGAGCAUAACAAUUUCAACAGUAUCAUCAACGAGUUACAGGUUGCAUAUCGGGAAAUCACGGUGGGUGGUGGACUGAUGGAACCUAUUGGAGAGGGUCGGCCGUUGCUGACGCUGCAGGAUUUGGAAGCGAGAAUGGUUUUCACCAAGUGUAAACCGUUCCAGCUGGCCGCCCAUGGGAGGCAAUGGAUUUUCGGCGGUGAUUUAUCCCGAGUGGAAGGCCGGUCGGUUAAACCGUACUGGACACUGCUGUUCAGUGACAUUUUGUUGUUUGCCAAAGUCAGCAGGGAUCGUGUGCUGUUCAUCACGGAGGAGCCGAUUGCGUUGUCGAACGUUACGGAUUCGUGCUUCAAUAUUCGAAAGAAAAAUACCGAAUUCCGAAUAACGAUUGAUCCAAAUGGUCGACAAAUCGAAAGCCCCACGGUUCACUGCGCCCCGGAUUUAACCAGAACGCCGAAGAAAAAUUCCAAAAAACGUUGUAUAAUAUUAAGAGCCCCGUCCACGGAAUUGAAAGCCGUAUGGCAGAAUCUUCUCACUAGGCAAAUAUUUUUGGUCAAUGCCACACUUGGAUCGACACCCUUGAGUAGUCCGCUGGAUUCGCCGGAUAUUCUGCAAAUGUUUGUCCCAAUCGGUGACAUUGGAAUGACGACCGCAUCGAUGACAUCCGCCAAAGUUCCUUCGCUGGAUAGUAUUCAUCUCAAGAAUCAGCAGUCAAAAUCGAGUAAGGUCCCGAGGCAGGUCGAGGAGUUGAUCGAUGAGAAGUGUAGGAACAUGAACAAAACCGGUGUCCCCAAGGGAAGUGCGUUGCACUUGGCACAGUGGAUGAAGGGCCAGCUGGACAAACAAGUUGUCGAGUCGGAUCCUAUCGACUCUGAUCCGGAACAGACGAUCGAGGAAUGGUCCUUCGAACAAGUAGCUAAUCGCUCCAAGGAGCUGAAGUUGGUCGACACAGACGGCAAUCUAUGCAAGACGCUUAACGGGGCGGGAUCCAAUACCAAGCUAACGGACGCACAUCUCGAAGAUAGCUCGACUUAUGAUGGAGACGAUGACAAUAGAAGUGUGUCGAAGAGCACCACAUCCGAUAGUCAGAUAACGGUGCGCUCCAGUCCGCUCAGUAACAAGGUGGACACUAUUUCCGUCUGCCGUCAGUGUCACAAAAACUGCAAAAGCCGCAUGAACUCACCAAGUAGCAACUCUUUGACGGUUCAACACAGUCAAACUUCUUCGAUCCGAUGUUGUGUGUCAUCUUCUACGACGGGUAGCAGCUUGAACAAAAGUCCCAACUCCAACUCGAGCAUUUCUUCCACUAGUACCCUAACAAUGCCUGGCAAGUCACCUACGAAGCCAGAGGAUACUAUUGCUGUUAGCAAAAUCGUCCCGGAACACAGCACGCCAUCGAGCAGAAGUUCGCACAAACAACAACCGUCGCCAUCGUCAAGCCUCGGCAAUUAUAAGACCAAGUGCCAAACACCCUGUCACUGCAAGUGUACCCCAAAAGACUUUGAGAAAACCACUCUCAGCCCAGACGAAUUGCUUCACGAGCGGGUUAAAAUUCUGAAGAAUGUAAACGAAAUCAACGCCAGCCCUACAAUUUCUAACUUGUCUUCAGGAUCACCGAAGGUAAAUGGAUGUCCGACCAUGAAAACGCCCCAAAUUGACAGCAACAAGUGUGACAGCAUAAUAAAUAACGAAAACGUUGAGGAUUGGUCGUUAAUGUUGAUUGGUCUAGCGCAGAUCAAUCCGGCAGCUUCGUUGGUUCACAUGGAUCCUUUCGAAGCUGUGCCUACGAUAUCGGUUGUGCCACCAACACCGGAUGCAUUGAACAGUAACAGCAAUAAGCACAAUAUGUCACUAAAUUGGAACGACACCAAUCGGUUGCAGUUGAGAAAAAUAAACGAAAGUAAUGGACUGGAGAACGAUGAAUACUCUCCGGAUAAUUCGCCGGAAGAUGAGAUUCCUGAUCAUCCUUAUCGGGCGUUGAAUACCGGUAUGAAGCGAUACGGAACGAUGUCCAGCUUGGAACGUGUGCCGUCGGAUGAAACCGAUGACAAAACGUACAAUUCAUCUGAGGAAGAUUCGGAAAAUGAUAUUAAAAUUGUGACUAAGGAAGUAUACGACAAUAACGCACAAAGUUUCCUAAAUUGGACAGCCCGUGCCGGUAGUUUUAUUGAGGAAUCUCGAGCAUUUCUAGAUCGCUAUUUGGGACGGAGCAACACUGUAGAGGAGCAAAGCAAAAGCAAUACGAACAUAAACGCUGAAGAGGAAACCGUCGAGGGAGAAACGUCAGUCACUUCCGGUGAGGAAGUGUGGGGAACUCCGACGAGUGGUGGCGAAAAUGAUGAUCUGCAAAUAUUCGGCAGUAUCGAACAGACGCACUCGUCGCCGACCAAGUCCACAUCAUCCUACACCGGAGACGACGACACCGAGCUCAUGAUGGACGAACUGCUGAUGGCCCCGCCGAUGACUGCCAGCGCCGUGCGAGGACUAUUGCCCAGACGAAAACUAGAGCCAUUAUUUGAAGAGGAGAGCGAGAGUUGUGAAUCAGACGACGAUAGUAAACCUCUUAGUGGGCGUGAUAAACAGGGGCAAGCUGUGGAAAGAAAUCGUCCGGAUUAUGUGGACUUAAGAGAUUCCAUCGAAUCCGACUCAGUAAGUACAACGCCGUCGUCAACUCCCCGAGCGGAAACGAGGGAGACGGUGAAGACGACCACGCCCGACGAAAACUAUGGGAGUGUUGCUGACAGAUGCUCUGCAUCUGUGCUUCUCCCGAGCACCGGGAUACGCUCUGCAAACGGUAUCGAUCGUUUCGGGGCGAGUUCCGGUGCUGCGCCGAUCCUCACGUUGCCUCCUCCGCCGUCUACCGACCCACCACCACACCCAUACGGUCUGAGUCCACGACUGGAGAUGCGUUUGGCACUCAAUCACGACAUCCUCGGCGACGAAGACCUGAUCAGCUACAACCCUGGGCCGAAUCUGACUUCGCUUCUGGGGCAAGACCUCUCCACAUACCAUCGAAUGAGCGGGAAGGAUAUAAUCAUGAAUCGGAUAAUAUCGCGGGUCAACAGCUACAGCAGCAUCCCCGCGGCAGUAGCCAAACUUUCCUCCACCUCCAAUCAACAGAUUCAUCCAGUAAGUUCCAGCAGUUCAAUGCAACCAGUGAAAAACGGAACGAGCUCAUCAUAUCAACAAAACAAUUCAAAAAUGGAUACACCUACACCGAAUCGCAAAAAGCCGCAAAACCCGGCUACCUGGAGCAGUUCUGGGUCUGUGGAGCGAGAAGAAAAGACUCUGUCGGACCUGGAACGCCUGGCGAGGCGCGAGAAAGUUUACUGUAUGACCCAACUCAAUCAAAACGGCUCCCACCUGAAGCAUACAGCUAGUUUCAAUCGAUCCAAAUCUUCCAAACUAUUCAAUUUUCUGUCGCGACGCAACUCGGAGAACCAACUGCACAGGUUUUUCAGCACGUCGAAAGACAGCGGUGAAGAUGUUCCUACUUCGCAUUCGGACUCGAGCCGGAUGAAUUCACCUCGAAAGGAAAAUGACAAAUCAUUAGAUCGAAGGUUUUGGAAACAGCUUAGUAGACGACGGCGUGCCAGCUUGCAUGAGCUUACAGCUAGCGAAUCAUAG
Sabethes cyaneus is the source of this 6993-nucleotide messenger RNA. RefSeq lists its product as uncharacterized. Gene Ontology annotation, cellular component: nucleus; plasma membrane. The transcript is spliced from 21 exons. NCBI's taxonomy places the organism in Eukaryota, Metazoa, Arthropoda, Insecta, Diptera, Culicidae. Gene Ontology annotation, biological process: signal transduction. The record is from RefSeq and is a predicted model, not a curated record. Gene Ontology annotation, molecular function: guanyl-nucleotide exchange factor activity; protein binding. Bases 1 to 6993 code for a protein of 2330 amino acids.